AUGGGUAUUGUUGUGGAGAAAACGGAUAUUCCGCUACAGCGUUGUCCCGAUCUGGUGAUCAAGAGCGAUACUCCAAAAGGUCGUGGCGUAUUCGCAACAAAAGACAUACCGGCGGGGGCCGUAAUAGAUGUCUGCCCUGCUUUAGUCUUAGGGUCGGAAGAGAAUAAGACCCAUAUUGAACAUACCUCACUUUACCACUACACAUACAACUGGCCCGUCGUAGACUCGAACGGCAAGACUAAGGUUGCGCAAGCUGUCAUAUUUGGCCUCGGCUCUAUGUUCAACCACUCGACACAAGAGCAAAACGUAGGAUGGGUGCGAGAUACUAGUCGCUUGUUCAUUACCUACCAAGCGCUUCGAGACAUACCCGCGGGCGAGGAGUUGUGCAUAUCAUAUGGGAGCCAUCUAACCUUUAAGGACGCUGAUAAGCCGCCUCCUACCCCACCGGAAGAGGAAAUUGAGCUACUAUGGAUGAUACAGCCAUAUUAA
This is a messenger RNA of Cucurbitaria berberidis CBS 394.84, 489 nucleotides long. Its product is annotated as protein methyltransferase. Gene Ontology annotation, molecular function: protein binding. Lineage: Eukaryota; Fungi; Ascomycota; Dothideomycetes; Pleosporales; Cucurbitariaceae. The record is from RefSeq and is a predicted model, not a curated record. The transcript is spliced from 4 exons. Bases 1 to 489 code for a protein of 162 amino acids.